Drosophila montana is the source of this 606-nucleotide messenger RNA. RefSeq lists its product as uncharacterized. The transcript has 2 exons. The record is from RefSeq and is a predicted model, not a curated record. Bases 110 to 571 code for a protein of 153 amino acids. NCBI's taxonomy places the organism in Eukaryota, Metazoa, Arthropoda, Insecta, Diptera, Drosophilidae.
AAUAAAACCAAAUAGCCAGAGUUUUUAACUUCAUCGAGGCGACCUUAUGAGAUCUAAGCCCCGGCUCAGUUAGUAUAAAUUACAAUCACAACACGAUAGGAAGCAAAAGAUGAGCGAGAUUUUCAAAAACUUCUUAGGAAAAUUACUUCAACCGAUAAUGUCUGGUGACGCUUCCGACAAUGUAGAACCGAUCGUAGAGCCGAUAAAGCCGCGCCGCAGCGCCCGUUUGCUGAUCAUGGAGGAGCGGAAGCGACAUGACGAGCAGGAGCUGAAGAAUCGAUUGGAGGAACAAUUUGUCCAAAGUCUGGAUAAUCAAGUGCGCGUGCAAAGGCGGACCAAAUACACCAGACGCUUGACCGCUCGUGUGGAACAGCUAAUGGAGGUGCCAGAACUGGAGCAACCGCACCAGCCGCGCUUCGUGCCGCUACAGCAUCGACCCAAAAAGCGUAAACACAAUCCGAACAACAGCUCACGUUGCGUCUGCACCGAAAUUAAUGGGGAAUACUAUAAGCUUUACGAUCUGCCCGAGGAUGCCGAGUAUAUUGUUCCAAAUGCUGGACGUGGACCUUAAACACGCAUUUAUAUAUAUUUUUAAUAAUUGAAAAA